GGAUGAAGGGCUUGCGAGGAUGACGGGUUUGAACGGAGGCGGGAGCCUCGGCGAUGCUAUAGACAGAUGCUGUGUAGAAUAGGGUAGAUGUCGGUGCAGGGGACCGGGGGGGAGCAGUGGAGCACUGAGAGUGGGAGAAAGGAGGCAUCAGAUCAUCGCAGGCAAAAUUAAACUUUUGGUGAAGGUGGCAAUAUCUCCUGCUCACUUUUAAGGUGACUGAUCAGGACAGGGCAUUCGAACUUCACCAUGGCACAGCGAGCGGUUCGCACGCCUCGCCCUGCAUCGAAGUCGAAAGGACCAGGUACUGUGGGAGCUUUGUUUCGGAAUGUCAUCCGUGGUAAACAAUUAUCUCCUUAUGUGACGAAAGCGCCAAACUUGGCCGCCUUGAUAAAAUCUCCCCUGCAAUUCAUCAUAUCCGACUCCAAAACUCGGAGAAUCUCUAUGUUUCUCCUAUUGAGCAUCAUUUUCAUGGUCGUGGAGUUUGUGUAUGGGUUCCACAGCAACAGUUUGGGACUCGUAUCUGACGCCUGUCAUAUGCUCUUCGACUGUGCGGCAUUGGCUAUUGGUCUGUAUGCUUCCUAUAUCUCCAAGCUUCAAGCCAACUCUAGGUUUAACUAUGGAUACGGCAGAUUUGAAGUAAUUUCCGGCUACAUGAACGCAGUUUUCCUCGUUUUGGUGGCUUCUCUUAUUGUCUUGGAAUCACUGGAAAGGAUACUCGACCCACCUGAGAUUUCAACAGACAGCUUGUUGGUAGUGUCGAUAGGGGGAUUCCUUGUGAACGUCAUAGGCUUGAUAUUCUUUCACGAAGCACAUCACCAUCAUCCAACGGGCAGCUCGUGUGGGCAUUCUCACGCCAAGAAAGGAAAAUCAUUACAUGAGAAGGCUUUCAGAGCGAAAGGUGGAGAUUACCAAGUUCUUAAUAUGGAGGAUCAUGAUCAUCAUGCUGAACAGAAUCAUCAAUGUAUUUCGGUGGGAAUUCAUUAUGAUACGAGUUACCAUGGGUGCGGUGAUCUAGCACAUUUACAUAGGGCACAGGAACAGGGUGCAGGUUUUGAUCAUGCUCAUAACCAUGACGUUCAUCACAGACACCAACAUGAAGAUGUUCAUCACAAACAUGGCAGCUCUUGCAGUCAUGAGCACGGGCAUGAUCACGAUCACUAUGGGCAUGAGCACAAGCACAAGCACGAUGAUGGACAUCAUCACGAUCACGGGCAUGGGCAUGAGCACAAGCACAAGCACAAGCACGAUGAUGGACAUCAUCACGAUCACGGGCAUGGGCAUGAGCACAAUCACGUUCACGUUCACGAAGAUCAUCAUUCUGAUGACGAUGUUGCACAUGAUCACACAGAUCACAAUAUGCAAGGAAUGUUUUUGCACAUUUUGGCAGACACAUUAGGUAGCAUCGGGGUUGUGGUUUCUUCAUUACUUAUUCAGUACAAAGGCUGGUACUUUGCGGAUCCAAUCUGUUCCAUUUUCAUCUCAGCACUCAUCAUCGCGUCAGUGAUUCCUUUAAUCAAGGGUUCAGCUGAGAUGCUUCUGCAGCGAAUGCCAAGAGCAACUGAGAGUCGCAUUCAGCGCUCCAUGAAACAGGUGGAAGGUAUUGACGGUGUGUGGAGUUGUAAAGCCUUACAUAUUUGGAAUUUCACCAACGCCGAGGUUAUUGGCAGUCUUCACGUCCUGGCUACCAGAGGAGCUGAUAGAGAGCGUUUACGUAUUUCAAUUGCUGGUAUUUUGAAAAAAGCAGGAGUUACUGAUCUCACUCUUCAGGUUGAGACGGUGUAAGUUCGUUUCUCCUCCAGGGUGGAUAAUUUUUUGCAGCCAUGCUACAACUUCAGUGUGCUUGUCCUGUAUCAUUAGUGGAGCUUGAGUUGAAAAGGGGUUAUGGAUUGCAAGUACACCAUAUCUCUUUUGCAUGUAAUGCAGAUAUUUGAUGCUCAUAGUUAUCAGGAAUUUCCACUGCGAGAACAUCUCAGUGGUGUAAAACAACCAUGCACAAUUGGAUGGACGUCAGCUAGGAUUCUCGAAUUUAGUUUGAAUUUAUUUAUGUCAGUAACCAUAUAUAAUCAUUAUCGCUUUUCUAGCAAAAACGUUUGUGUAAUUAAGGAGUAUGGGAGGUGGUAGUUCUGGUGAUUAGUCAGGUUCUAGAUUUGGACCCUUCUACUCGGUACUAGGAGUUACCAAAAGAGCAUGAUCAUUCAGCAUAUCUCUUUUCCCCUUUUGUCCAGUUUUUGCACGUCUUCUAAUGGGCUCCAUGAAGGUUAUUAUGGCA
This is a messenger RNA of Physcomitrium patens, 2269 nucleotides long. RefSeq names its product metal tolerance protein 12. Gene Ontology annotation, biological process: transmembrane transport; intracellular zinc ion homeostasis; zinc ion transport. Gene Ontology annotation, molecular function: zinc ion transmembrane transporter activity. Lineage: Eukaryota; Viridiplantae; Streptophyta; Bryopsida; Funariales; Funariaceae. Gene Ontology annotation, cellular component: Golgi apparatus; membrane. The record is from RefSeq and is a predicted model, not a curated record.